This is a messenger RNA of Drosophila gunungcola (fruit fly), 3522 nucleotides long. Its product is annotated as PP2C-like domain-containing protein CG9801. Lineage: Eukaryota; Metazoa; Arthropoda; Insecta; Diptera; Drosophilidae. The coding region runs from base 548 to 2683 and encodes 711 amino acids. The transcript has 3 exons. The record is from RefSeq and is a predicted model, not a curated record.
UGGACUAUUCUCACUUCGAAUUUGAAAUCGGAGCAAAAACGUUCGGUCUGCGCGUAAGGGAGUGAAAUAAACGUUAGUAAAACUAUUCGAUUUCGUAGUGAAUCCAAUUGGCAACCAAUCAAACUCAAAGUGCAAUACGGAAACUGGCCUGUGCAACCCGAUUAAACCUAAUAUUUAGCCCAAAUUCCAUUCAGUAAGGCAAAGUUCUGGACCCAACUACCCCGGAAUUGUUAAAUAUUUAUACACACCACCAACGGAACGCACGCACUUACAUAUUUAACAUUGCGAGUGGCGCCAACAUAUAUAAAUCAGCGAUAAGAAAACAACCGAAUAGAAAAGGAAAGCAGAAAAAACAGGGGAGCCGAUACACAGACACAAUUAUUGCUGGAGUCGGUUGGAGUGACUCAACUCCCACAACAAUUGCCACUGAUGAGGUGAACGAACUGGACAGCUCUCCACAGCAUCCAAUUACUGCCCCUCCAUCUCGGGCAAUUAACAGAAUCCCUAAUUGAAGGGCGAGAAGGAGGAGGGAGCUUCUUCACUAAAGAUGCCAUCGUUGCGCCAGAAGGUCACCACUUACUUCCGCCAGUUGAGCUUCAUCGCAGAGCCUCGCGAGGGUCGCCGGCGGGCCAGUGAGCACGAGGAUGACGAUGGCAGCUUCAUAACAAAGUAUCUGGAGGGGCGCAUGCAGCGACAGUUUGUGGAUGGUCCGGAGAUCUACAAUGGCCAGAAUCCCACAGACAUGCCCGUCCUCAAGCUGGACUCCUACGAGGCUGGCACCUGCUCCAUAACAGCCGCCUGCACAGGACCGGACGAAGGACUCACCGGCAUUAAGCGCUCCAAACUCCACCUGAGCACUAGCUUUGCGGACGACAUUGACUUCAUAGACACGCAGCAGGAGAACGAUGAUUGCUAUGGUGUGAGGAAGAGUACACCUCCGGUUCAGGCGACCACUCAGAACUCCACCCGACUGGCCAGCAAAUUCGGACGCCCGCCAACCGGAUCUCGGAGACAGAGCAGUGUGGACCAACCAUCCGGAUCGGCUACUGUCUCGGGAAUGCGAUCCCGCAAGAAUUCCAAGAGCAGUAUAGCCAAUCUGGCAGCGGCUUCUAGUGGCAGCGGCGAUGCUGGCAAAGCCAGCGGUGAUCAGAACAACAGGAACCUGUUGAAUGCAAAGACUGAGGCCUCGGCGGACGGGGAUUGCAACUCGGAGCGGGAGCGUCUGCUCCGCGAGGCGGUGAGCAACCAGGGUGGCUCUGCUCCGUCUGCUGCGAUCGCCGGCGUGGAGAACUGGCGCAUGGAGUGCGAUUUCGCGUAUGGAAUCUCAGUGUCUCUGUACGAGACCAACAUGCUGACUAAGGAGCCCAUGGGCAAUCCAAUUGCCGACUGCUACGGCAUGGUGGUGCGUGGGGACUCAGCAGCCAUGGCCAUGGCAGACGGCGUCAAUUGGGGCGAUGGCGCCCGUCUGGCUGCCCGCUCCGCUGUACACGGCUGUCUGGACUAUCUGGAUAGGGCUGUAUUUGGACAGGCGCUGGAGUGCCGGGCUACUACCACCCAGGAGGUCUUCGUCAGCCUGCUACGCAGUCUCUGGGAGGGACACGGCUGCAUCCUGGAAGUUGGAGGAGCCCUGUCCACGCUGACCAUUGCGGUGGUGCUGCCGCUGGACGGAGCACCAGGAAAGUAUGUGGUCUGCUCGUGCAAUGUGGGCGAUUCCCUGGGAUAUGUGUACUCCAAGAAGCACGGCGUACGCGAACUGACGCAGGCAUCCCACGACAUCAGUUCCAUGCGGGACAUGCGCGACGCCCUGGGCGCCCUUGGACCGGCCGAUGGUAACAAGCCGGAGCUAAGCAAUCUGACCUUCUCGAUGAGUUGCAUCGAACGCGGCGAUAUAGUUUUCCUUACCUCGGAUGGUAUUAGCGAUAACUUUGAUCCCGUGGUGGGCAAAUUUGCCGAGGCCUGGACGCCGGAUGUUAAGAUGCAGUCGGCGACGGGGCAUGGUAAACCGGCGAUUCUGGCUCCCAAACGUCAGAACAAGAGUGCAUCUGCGAUCUAUGCCCGCCUGCAUCCCUCGACGCCGCCCACGCGACCCGCUCGGCAGUCCAAGGCGGGCAGUCCGCCUAGCAAUGCGCCCAGUCGCCCGAAGUAUAUGCGUUCCCAAACGCUCAUCGAACCACGACAGGGACUGGUAUCGUCGCCGCCACCUUCUGUGGCCCUUCAGCGCAUUCCAAAGUCCAUUUCUGGCUUGCCCCUGGUGACCGGUCCGCAGAGGCAUGCUCUCACCCUGUACCGCUUGGAGGAUCUGCUCAGCUACGGCAUAAACGGCACCUUCUCGCCCUGCGUUUCGGCCCGGAGACUUUGCCACUUGCUCAUCGAUUUCGUCAGGAUGAUAACAUCGGCGAGAAGAAAGACCCUGGAGCAGCGUGAGCUGUUCUACAAACUUUCAACGGGACCAGAUGGCGCCAAGCGGGAGGUGCAGCUGAAUCGCAUGCAGCAUAGAGCGGCCAGGAAACGAGUGGUGGACAGCAGCGCUUUUGUGGCUCUGCCCGGGAAACUGGAUCAUGCCACUGUGAUGGCCUACACAGUGGGCGGUGGAGAGGAUCACGACAAUGGCAAUGUCAACGGCGAUGGUGCAGCCAUUUCCCCCCUACUGCAAUCCAAGGAGUUUAAGGAGACGAAUUUCUAAAACAUAGAAAACGCUAGACUGCAGAAUAAGCUUUUUAUACAUUUUUCUCACCCGCGUAUGGGUAGUUCUGACUUAUGUUAAAUCAAUUAUCUUCGGGGUCUGUAAUAAAUUCCAAGUGUAUAUUUCUUGCUCAUUGAUGCAGGUUUUAUUAUUUAGUUACUAACGCAGAAACUGCCAAUUAUUGAUAAAUGGUUAAUUUGUUACUUCAAAGUCAAAAGAUCCAUGAAAAACAUACAUACAAAACAUAUUGUUAGAUUUUCGCCAAAUACAUUAUUUAGUUUGCCAAUCAACAAAAAAACAUGUAUACACAAUAAUUUGUAUCUAAUUGUUUUAUUUAGAAAAGGGUUUAUUAACUGUAUUUUUGGGAUAUAUUUAUAAAUGUGAUUUUAAGACCCUGAAGAAAAUUGUUUAUAUAUUUAACAAUGAAGUACCCAUAUAUAUAAAUAUUUACAUAAACACUUACAUACAUAUGUAGUGAUAUAUCUCACAUUUGUCUUUAAUAUUCAUAGAGCUUUCGCUUAAGUUUGUUGAUUUGAAUUCGGUACUCUCACGUGUCAGCCAUAGAUUUUUAGCCAUUUAUUUGUAAAUUGCAACCGACAGAAAUGCCUCAAAUGUUUUAAACUACCAAAAAGAACAAGAAUACACAAAAUGUACAUCGUAUUUUUACACUCUCAUCCGUAACUCAAUGUAAAUGCCACUUUUACACCAGCUGCAACUAUGUGAAUUGGCACAAUUUUAAAUUAUAUAUGGUGACAGCGUUUAAAAUUGGUAACGCACAGCUUAAGUUGUCCCAUGGACUGUUCCAAUUGGGCCCGAGCAUUCAAUAAUUGAAUAAACGC